AUGGUCGUGCACGUUGUGUCGGAUGCAAGUGGCGACGAAGAUGAUGAAAAUCGCAAGCAACAGUCAUCUGAAAAUAUGGAACUGGAUCUGCAGGACAUUGCACAUUGUGAUCAUUUAUCUGUUGGUCAUUCAUCACCACCGACGUCCUCUGAAGAGUUGUCACAACAAUCUUCAUCAGCUGCAGAUGUUGUUGCUUUAACGUCAAGCAUACCAUCCGGAACACGAUCUGAGUCACCGACAACGUCCGGUUCUGUGACAAAAGAUAACGACCCUUCAACAGCUGCGAUAAACUCGAAACGACGAUCUGCACCAAUAUCGCUGUCGGGAAUGUCAUCGAUCGAGAUCAGCGAACGGAAACGUCAACAGAAUCGAAUUGCUGCUGCGAGGUAUCGACGCAAAAUUCGCGAUAAGUCCAAAAAUGACAGGGAAGAGGCCGAAUGGCUGCAACGAAAUAUUGAAGUGUUGAAGAAUCAAGCCAAAUCGCUGGAAGAUCAAAUUGGUAGAAUGCGAGAAAUUAUUUUUUGUAGUGUUACUGAUCGAAGUUAUUCCGGCGCUCCUCCGUCAAGUAGUGGGAAAAUCAGUUGUUAA
Molecule: messenger RNA, 588 nt
Organism: Anisakis simplex (herring worm)
Lineage: Eukaryota; Metazoa; Nematoda; Chromadorea; Rhabditida; Anisakidae
Source: the annotation of a GenBank genome assembly